Molecule: messenger RNA, 513 nt
Organism: Sugiyamaella lignohabitans
Lineage: Eukaryota; Fungi; Ascomycota; Dipodascomycetes; Dipodascales; Trichomonascaceae
Gene: MBA1
Product: Mba1p
Exons: 1
Coding region: 1-513 (170 amino acids)
Biological process (GO): protein insertion into mitochondrial inner membrane from matrix; inner mitochondrial membrane organization
Cellular component (GO): mitochondrial inner membrane
Molecular function (GO): ribosome binding
Source: RefSeq, a predicted model, not a curated record
AUGGUGGCACAAUUCAGACUCAAGUCUAAGAUCAAGCCUCGAUUCGUCGAGUGGAAGAACCUGGCACUGGAGAAUUACGUGGCUGUCAAUAAAGCAUUUGCUGCUAAUCAGCUGGCUUCUAUUCAAGAUUCAAUGAGCAUUUGGGUGUAUGAGGCUUUACAACAGCGAGUCAAGUCUGUUCCAGCCGGAACCAGACUAGAAUGGAAGCUCGUCAAAUUCCAUUCGGUGCCUCGCAUCAUGGCUAUUCAGCCUAUGAUGCUGCCCGAUUCGCCCUUGACCCAUGUUCAGAUCAUUUACAGAAUCGAGUCCAGACAGAAACUGGUCAAAGUAGCUCGUGGGUCUGACAAGGUCGACACUGUUGAGCGAGAUGUCGUCGACUACGUUGGUUAUGUGUUUGAUGCCGGCAAGACUCCUGCCAGUGUAGUCAUGUCGGGAACUGUAUUCGAGAGUAAGUUUAUUUCUACUGGUUCUUUAUUGAGUUUCAUUAUGGAUACCCUGGUUUACCAAGAGUAG